Molecule: messenger RNA, 1410 nt
Organism: Parathielavia appendiculata
Lineage: Eukaryota; Fungi; Ascomycota; Sordariomycetes; Sordariales; Chaetomiaceae
Product: MFS general substrate transporter
Exons: 3
Coding region: 1-1410 (469 amino acids)
Biological process (GO): transmembrane transport
Cellular component (GO): membrane
Molecular function (GO): transmembrane transporter activity
Source: RefSeq, a predicted model, not a curated record
AUGACGCCCGAACGGCGCGUCGAGGUCGAGAGGAGCAUGAAGCGCAAGCUGGAUGCGCGCUGCUCCAUCUUCAUCCUUCUAUACAUCAUGAACUAUCUCGACCGCAACAACAUCGCCGCCGCCCGCCUCAAGGGCCUGCAGGACGACCUGAACCUGUCCUACAACGAAUAUGCCACCUGCCUCAGCAUCCUCUACGUCGGCUACAUCCUGAUGCAGGUGCCCUCCAACAUGGCCAUCAACCUCGUCUCGCGGCCGUCCAUCUACAUCAGCUGCUCGAUGCUGCUAUGGGGACUGGUCUCGACCCUCUCGGGCAUCGUGACGGGCUUUGGCGGCAUGGUCGCCAUUCGCUUCUUCCUGGGCUUCAUUGAGGCCACGUUCCUCCCCGGCGCUCUGCUCAUCUUGUCGAAGUGGUAUACGCGUCGCGAGCUGACCACCCGCAACGCUCUCUUGUUCUGCGGCAAUCUCAUUUCCAACGCCUUCUCGGCCCUGGUCGGAGCCGGCGUCCUGUCCAACAUGCAGGGCGUGUUAGGCCAUGCCGCCUGGCGAUGGCUGUUUUUCAUCGAGGGCGCCGCCACCAUGUUCAUCGCCAUCGUCGCCGUCUUCAUCCUGCCCGACUUGCCACACAACACGCGCGGCUUCACCGAGGAGGAGCGCUACGUUGCGCAGCUGCGCAUGACCGAGGACGUUGGCAUCGCCGACAGCGACGAGGGCCAAACCGUCUUCACCGGCCUGAUUAUGGCGCUCAAGGAUCCCAAGGUCUAUCUGAUGAUGUUCACGCUGACCGCUUACGUCGUCGGUCUCUCUUUCAACGCCUUUUUCCCUACCCUCACCGGCACCCUCGGCUUCAGCUACGUCCCGACCCUGCUCAUGUCCGCCCCACCCUGGGUCUUUGCCUGUCUCGUCUCGCUGCUCAACGCGUGGCACUCGGACCGCACGCAGGACAAGUUCUGGCACAUCACGCUGCCCAUCCUGCUGGGCCUGGUCGGUUUCGUCAUCUCCAUGUCGACGCUCAACACGGCCGCGCGCUACCUCGCCCUCUUUUUGCAGGCCAGCAGCUACGCCGGCUUCAUCGUGUUUUACUCGUGGAUUUCGUCGUCGUUUCCGCGGCCGCCCGCCAAGCGGGCUGUGGCGAUUGCCAUGAUCAAUGCGUUCAGCCAGCUUGGCAAUGUCGCGGGCUCGUAUGUGUGGAACUUGACCGAGGAUGGGUUCCGUAAGAGCUAUGGGAUUGUUACGGCUAUGUUUGGAGUUACGAUCCUGGGGUGUGCGGUGUUCAAGAUGGUGUUGGUGAGGAUGAACCGGCUGUUGGCGGAGGAGGAAGAAAGGGGUGCGGCUGGGGGUGGUAGUGAGAAGGGCGUUGAGACGGCUCCGGGCCCGGAGACGCUGAGUAAAGGGUUCAGGUACUUGGUGUAG